This is a messenger RNA of Aspergillus alliaceus, 1878 nucleotides long. RefSeq names its product putative MFS sugar transporter. The transcript is spliced from 6 exons. Gene Ontology annotation, molecular function: myo-inositol:proton symporter activity. The record is from RefSeq and is a predicted model, not a curated record. Gene Ontology annotation, cellular component: membrane. Bases 1 to 1878 code for a protein of 625 amino acids. Lineage: Eukaryota; Fungi; Ascomycota; Eurotiomycetes; Eurotiales; Aspergillaceae. Gene Ontology annotation, biological process: transmembrane transport.
AUGGACGAAUCCAAGUAUGCUGCCCAGAUGAACGUGACGAUCCAUAGCCCUGCCGACAUUGAGAACCCACUGCGUGGCAUUCCUCAAGAUCAGCUCCUCUGCGACGUCGAAGACUAUGCGCAAGAGUACGACCUGAACGACAUCCUUCCUUUCCUGAAGAAGGGAGCCUUGGUCGCUCAGAGGCCAGAUGAGUAUGACGAAAUCCCAGAGCUGAGCGCCGAGGACCGUCAGUUCAUACGACAGGAGACCACAAAUCGCUGGAAGCAACCCUGGGCACUAUAUUACACCAUCAUUCUCAGCUCUAUCGCCGCCGCUAUCCAAGGAUGGGAUCAGACAGGAUCUAACGGUGCCAACCUUACCUUUGCACACCAGUUUGGCAUCCCCCAGGAUCCACCAGGCUGUGCAUCGCCAUCCGAAUGUAGUCGGAACCAGUGGAUUGUGGGUGCUAUUAAUGCUAUCCCUUAUAUGACAAUUGCAAUUUUUGCGGGCUGGCUUUCCGAUCCUCUGAACCACUGGCUAGGUCGCAAGUGGGUGAUUUUCAUUGCUGCGGUGUUUAGCUUGGUCGCGCCUAUUGCGUGCGCCGUGACCCAAACUUGGGGCCAGCUAGCGGCCUGUCGUGUUCUCCUCGGAAUUGGCAUGGGCCUGAAAGAGGUCAGCGUUCCUGUUCUUUCAGCCGAAAAUGCCCCGACCAACGUCCGUGGAGGGCUUGUGAUGUCCUGGCAGAUCUGGACCGCGUUCGGUAUCUUCCUUGGGACAUGCGCCAAUCUCGUGGUGGUCAACACGGGUGCCAUCGCAUGGAGACUUCAGCUCGGUUCAGCGUUCAUCCCCGCCGUUCCACUGUUGCUCGGAAUCUAUUGGUGCCCCGAGUCUCCUCGUUGGUUACUCAGGAAGAACAAGGCCCGUGAAGCAUAUAACUCGUUGUUACGACUGAGGAACAGUCCUCUCCAGGCCGCUCGCGAUCUCUACAAGAUCCAUGCCCAGAUGAGAUUGGAGAAGAAAAUGAUUGAGAACUCCACCGAACUCUCGAAGAGCGACAAUACGUUCGUGCGUUUCAUGGAGCUCUUCACCAUUCCACGCAACCGUCGCGCGACCCAGGCCUCUGGUAUCGUCAUGAUCGGACAGCAAAUGUGCGGAAUCAAUAUCAUUGCCUUUUACUCAUCUUCAAUUUUCUCCAAGGCCGGCGCCAGUAACAUCGAGGCACUCCUCGCGUCAUUUGGCUUCGGCUUUGUAAACUUCCUCUUCGCUUGGCCCGCCGUCUGGACCAUCGACACCUUCGGUCGUCGCUGGCUGCUCCUCGCGACCUUCCCCAACAUGUGCUGGACCCUCCUUGCCGCAGGAUUCUGUUUCUGGAUCCCGGAAGAAAACAAGGGUGCCCAUCUCGGCGGCAUAACCCUGUUCAUCUACCUUUUCAACAUCUUCUACUCCCCCGGUGAAGGUCCCGUCCCAUUCACCUACUCCGCCGAAGUCUUCCCGGUGUCCCAUCGUGAAAUCGGCAUGGCCUGGGCCGUAGCAACGAACAACUUCUGGGCCGCUGUCCUCUCCCUGACCUUCCCGUACAUCCUCCGCGAGUUCAAGCCGCAGGGCGCCUUCGGUUUCUACGCGGGCCUCAACAUCGUCGCCUUCGUCUUGAUCUUCUUCUUCCUGCCCGAGACUAAGCAAAGGUCACUUGAGGAGUUGGACCGCGUCUUUAGCAUGUCGACUCGCGCACAUGCUAAGUAUCAGUUGACUGAGGCGCUGCCCUGGUGGUUCCGGCGCAAGAUCCUCCGGCGCAAGAACGCCGUUUGUCGUGAUCUUUAUGAUGACAGUUUCGCGGUUAAUGUUGUUCCGCGCCAUUUUAAGUCGGGACAUGUUGAUCAAGUGGAAAGUGAGAAUGUGUGA